This is a messenger RNA of Macroventuria anomochaeta, 1527 nucleotides long. RefSeq lists its product as uncharacterized. Lineage: Eukaryota; Fungi; Ascomycota; Dothideomycetes; Pleosporales; Didymellaceae. The transcript is spliced from 3 exons. Bases 1 to 1527 code for a protein of 508 amino acids. The record is from RefSeq and is a predicted model, not a curated record.
AUGACCGAUAUCUGGAGCGGAGAGAUCCUGCUUCCAGGCGGCCAGUCUGUCAAAGAUGUCGGCUUUUCGGCACCUACUGUUGCGUCUUCACCAGCCAUAACCGCAGCAUCGUUGCGCUUUCUCUCGACUGUCGAUACCGCGAAAAUCCCCUUGUAUCUCGCUGCUGGGCCCAGUUAUGACGUCUGGACAACGAGUGAAGCCUCGGAAGCAUGGUUCGAGUCGAUAUUGCUAAGCCAACCUUCAACGGCUGCACCCAGCAAUGGCACACUCGACUGGUGGACAUUGGCGAGGGCACAGUCACCAAUUGGCGUACUGGUACAGGUUCAUGCUCGAGAGGAUGCACCGCAAAAGCCCAGGAUCACGGAGGUCCUCUUCUAUGGAACAAUUGCUGCUGCGCCGACCAUCGAAGGUCUGCCAACACCACCCUCCUCACAAGACGUCCCUAACGCUCAGCCAGGGCUCCUGCCUGAGCUACGCGUACACGCACUGCCGUUGUCGUCCGAUCUCCUGUAUCAGAACCCAGCUUCUUCGGUCCUACCACCUUCGCCAACACCGAACACGACCGACCAGCCUGGUGAGAUCGAGGCUCAAUUUCUGCACACUUUACACGACUCCCACACCGCUCCAAAAUCGCCAAAACGCAAGCGAGAUUUGUUUGAGGAGGCAACAAUUGCGAAGAGGAAGGCUAAAGGCAAGGGCGGAGAAGGUGUCGCAGCUGCUGCAGCUCGAGCGACUGGAUCCCAACGUCCAUACACUCACCGCAAGUCCAUCUCAAUUGACUCAAAGGCAUCUCCGUUGCUAGACUCUCGCCCUUCGUCUGCACAUGGUCCCUUACCUCGUCCUCCGUCUCGUCAGCUAUCUCGAUCGACUAGCAUCAGUUCCGACAUCAGACCACUCAGCCGAAAGGACACAGCAGAAGCACACGGCAGGCGCACGCACCUAUCACGGGUCGACACGAUCUCUUUGCAGCCUGAAGAGCCUACUACUGAAUCGAGAAACAAAGAGGCCUUGACAAAGGUCGUUAUGGCGGCGAUGCGCAUGCAUGGGUUGCAACAGCGGAAAAGGAUCAAGUCCCGUAGAGCAUCUACGGCUCCUGGGCUGGAAGAGAGCCAGCCUGUGAGCGAAGACAUCACGGCAGAGGAUGCUGCGAAAGACGAGGAGUUCAAGCUGAUCUACCAUCAAACAUACAAAGGGGCAGCCUUGGCUUUGAGGAAGCACAUGACGGAGAAACCGUUGCACGCUCAACCAGACCGAAUGCGCGACCUCGUCGAACAAUUCCUUACCCUAUUCCUUACCGAUCCACUUGCACAACCGUUACCGUCGGACGAACCGACUAAUCCAGUCGCUACACCCGGUAUCAAGCAGGUUGGUAUAUUUGGAUCGUCUCACCACCACGCAAGCCCCUUUGAUUUGCCCAGUGGCAUGAGACGACCACCCAUGAUGAGGUCUCAGACCGAUGGUCAGGUCUACAUAGGCUCUCCAGUUAGCAAGAGAAAUUUCAAUGAUCGCAAGCUCGACGAUGUGUGA